GGAACGAUUGUGUGGCUGUUUUCGUGCAGGAGAAAUUGUGUCGCGACGAUUGCUUUAGUAACGCGGUGGUCAAUUUUUAGAUUAGUUUAGGGCCGCAUUUUGGUUACCUCCGUAAGGUGGCAAUUAAGUAGAUUAUUUUGCUUCAGCUAGCAUCCGUUUUUUCGUGAUUCGUGUCACUUUCGGCCGGUACCUGCUUCUGUUCUCAAUAAUUAACUGUUCCACUGCUGUUGUGCACCUCUAGGUAUAGGUAGUAAUGAGUUCCACGACGACACCGACAAUUUGCAAAGAUCUGGAUGGUGACGAUCGCUGGUUGAGCAUACACAAAAGGUUCGUGCAGGAAUGCAAGGAAAAGGAUCCGGACGUGAUGUUCAUCGGUGAUGGCAUCCUGGAGUCGUUGCAAUUUACCGACUACUGGAACAGCCACUUUGUGCCGAUGCAUUGUCUGAACUUUAGUAUAAGAUCCGACUGUACGCAAAAUGUGCUCUGGCGGCUGCAGAACGGAGAGCUGGAGAGCGUUAAACCGAAGGUGAUUGUGCUGCACGUCGGAACCAACAACAUCGGUGAUAAGGCGGAAGAGGUAGCGGAAGGAGUGCUGCAAAUUGUUGCUACAAUUCGCGGCAAACUGCCAGACGUGUAUAUAGUUAUUCCGACUUUGCUUCCUCGAGGGCAUCAGCCGAAUGCAUUGCGCGACAAAAACGCCACGGUGAACCGUUUGCUGAAGGAACGAUGCGUCGGCAUGAACAAGGUUCAGAUGGUAUGCGUCGACGGCGGCCUAAUACAAAGUGAUGGCACCAUAAGCCAUCACGAUAUGUUUGACUAUCUCAAUCUGACCAAUGUCGGAUGCAAAAAAGUGUUCGAGCCGGUGUGGGACCUGCUGCACCAGAUACUGACCGAAAACGAAAAGGAGCGCGACCUUACGCCGUCGGAAUAAUUGCGAGCGCUCGGAGGACAGUACAUACGUACAUUUGGCUACUCAUAUUCAUUAAUAUUAGGUUUGAUAUUGUUUUGUUCUAUUUAUUUCAAUUGUUUGCGGUAAAAAACAUAACAUUCCUUCUGCUUAGUACAGAAAGCUGUUUUAUAAGCAAGUUCUAGGUAUCCCACAUCACUAUUAUUAGUUGCUGUGGUUUAAAUUGAUAUUAUUUAUUACGUAAAACUGAUAUAAUUAAAUGCAUACGUCGUUGUAUGAACUCACGGAAACAGACGUUUAGUAGCGCCUCAUUUAAAUGUGCUUUUUUGAAGAAUGUAAAAUUAUCGGAUAAACAUUCCAUUGUCGUAAAGUUAAUUUAUUUGACACACCACACAUUCUUCAUUAUUAUUUGCCGUACUAUUCUGAAUAACGAGCAAUUAAUAGUAAUCUACAUGUAGCAAACGUUCGAAUUAAAACAUUCCACCUUACCUCACGGAUUUCUAAGACACUAAACUAGACAUUAACAUUGAUCUCAAACUAGAUGGUCUAAACCUAAAACUAUCUUGUCAACAAGGACAAAAAUUACAACAGUUCUUACAAUAUUAUACGUUUGGGUUUGGUGAUAAAUUUUUUAAACCUAUUUUUUACAUUAAAGGCAGAAAAGUGAAUCACCAUAAUGAAGUGGUUGUAACAUUCUCGUUUCAUUACUACAACUAAAUACGGUAACCUCAGUGAUUGCGUUUCCUUUUGUAAACAAGAAAAAAAGGGCAAAACAGCAGUACAGGCAUAAUAAUGAAGGCAAGCCUCCCAAAGAUCUGAAUGCGUCGUCGCGUCUUUCUUGCGCAUCGUAGAGCGCUCCAAAAAGGUACUAUAUUAUUAAGCAACUGAAUUAUAACACACUUAUGAUACUGAUAUUGAUAUGUAUUUGAAGACAAGUAAUAAAACAACAGAACAAGCU
Messenger RNA from Sabethes cyaneus, 1865 nucleotides. It is a transcript of the gene Paf-AHalpha, whose product is annotated as platelet-activating factor acetylhydrolase IB subunit beta homolog. Bases 254 to 931 code for a protein of 225 amino acids. NCBI's taxonomy places the organism in Eukaryota, Metazoa, Arthropoda, Insecta, Diptera, Culicidae. The record is from RefSeq and is a predicted model, not a curated record. The transcript has 2 exons.